UACAUCGCCAUCUAGUGUCGAACUUCCAACCUUGAUUAUUAGGACCAGUUACUGGCACAUGUCCCCCAUUGGGGAUACAGCCAUAAGGAAAGGAAGGAAGGAUCUUUGCUGCCGUACUCAUUGUCAGUCGCACUACAUCACAUCGAUUGCUAUUCCAAUGAUGAGGAAUGGCGAAGCCCAAAGAGCGCUGUGGUUGUGAAAUCGUUUCAGGUCAUGGUGUUAUUAUGAUAUUGUGAUAUUGUCGUUUGCGUGCAGUUUCCUCACGGGUCAGUGCCUUUGUAUGUUUAUCAUUGUUGAUCAAUCGAUAACGUCUCUGCAAAUUCUUUCCAUGGUGAAGCACGACAUUUCGCGCCUGUACAACUGUGGCUCAAUCGCGACUGUUUCUUUUUAUUAUCAAAACUUAAGAUAUACGUAAUCGUAUUUCGGGUAUAAUGGCCGAUAUGCCGUACAAGGAUGGCUACGAGACUCAAGGAGCUCUGCGUAGUAGCGGCGGAAGCGGUGGCUCAGACGGAGAUAUGAAAUUGGAGCCUUCAAGCCCCACAGAGAGAUACACAUUCUCUCGUUGCAGUAGUACAGGAUCAAUUAAUACUCCUUCUUCGUCUGCACAUAAUACUGAGGAUGAAGACAGCGACAAUAAAAAUUCCACAAUCAGCUACAAGGAGAGACGUCGAGAAGCUCACACUCAAGCAGAACAGAAGCGUAGAGAUGCGAUAAAGAAAGGAUAUGAUUCACUUCAAGACUUGGUGCCUAGCUGUCAGCAUACAGAUUCUUCAGGCUAUAAGCUGUCUAAGGCAACCGUGCUUCAGAAGUCUAUCGACUAUAUUCAAUUUCUACUUCAACAGAAGAAGAAACAGGAAGAAGAGCGCAAUGCUCUUCGGAAGGAGGUUGUUGCUCUUCGUAUAAUGCAAGCUAAUAUUGAACAAAUUGUAAAGGCCCAUCAGACGCAACCUGGACAUGCUGAAAUGCGUGUAUCCGAUGAAACUAAGUUUCAAGUGUUUCAGGUCAUUAUGGAUCGACUCUUCCAAACUUUCAACAAUAUUUCAGUGGUGAAUUUUGCAGAAUUAUCCGGUUGCGUCUUUAGCUGGUUAGAGGAGCACUGCAAACCUCAGACUCUUCGGGAAGUCGUACUUUCUGUACUGCAACAGCUGAAUAAUCAGAUUAGCUAGUCUAAAGAAAUCCUGGCGGAACAAGUGUUGUUACCAGAUGUCAACUUGCGUUUCGCAGCGACAGAUGAUGUACAGUUAAUAUGUUAAUAUGUUACCCUAAUGGUAGGAAAAUUCGCAAGCGGGUACUUAAGCCAUUUACGGUAGAGUUACCACAGGACGUUCGAUUCAGAUAGAAUAAGAACCACACGUGAAAUACAAAUAGAAUUCUAUUUUAUAUAUGAGCGGCCUAGAGAUAGUGGCCACUGUCGAAAGAGUUGGCCAUCCACUAGUGCUGUUGUACCGAGAUGUUCAAUACUUUCUUCAGAUAUUGAUUUUUGUUACAUAUCUUUGGAUGCACGUGCAAUUGCAUAACUGUAUAUACGUAUGAAUGUAUUCGUAUGUACAUAAAGACAUGAGUUGUAAUUGUCGACAUGUCAGGAAUUUAUUAGAAUCUGCGAAUUAUGUAUCGCGUAUCGAUAAAAGCUGCAUUCCAUCUGUU
This is a messenger RNA of Cephus cinctus (wheat stem sawfly), 1644 nucleotides long. RefSeq names its product max-like protein X (gene bigmax). The transcript has 5 exons. NCBI's taxonomy places the organism in Eukaryota, Metazoa, Arthropoda, Insecta, Hymenoptera, Cephidae. Gene Ontology annotation, cellular component: nucleus. Bases 432 to 1166 code for a protein of 244 amino acids. Gene Ontology annotation, biological process: regulation of transcription by RNA polymerase II. The record is from RefSeq and is a predicted model, not a curated record. Gene Ontology annotation, molecular function: RNA polymerase II cis-regulatory region sequence-specific DNA binding; protein dimerization activity; DNA-binding transcription factor activity, RNA polymerase II-specific.